Messenger RNA from Hyla sarda, 2215 nucleotides. Its product is annotated as cytochrome P450 2A13-like. Gene Ontology annotation, cellular component: intracellular membrane-bounded organelle; cytoplasm. Gene Ontology annotation, biological process: xenobiotic metabolic process. Gene Ontology annotation, molecular function: oxidoreductase activity, acting on paired donors, with incorporation or reduction of molecular oxygen, reduced flavin or flavoprotein as one donor, and incorporation of one atom of oxygen; heme binding; iron ion binding. The coding region runs from base 549 to 2036 and encodes 495 amino acids. The record is from RefSeq and is a predicted model, not a curated record. NCBI's taxonomy places the organism in Eukaryota, Metazoa, Chordata, Amphibia, Anura, Hylidae. The transcript has 9 exons.
UUGAAAGGAUUGCUUUGCACGAGGCAUGGCCCAAACCUCCAGGAGUUGUGAGCACCAGUGCUGAGCUGAUUGGUUGGGUGCUCUCACCUCCUGAAAGGCCAACCGGCACAUCACUCACUGAUGAACUGCCCCUCAAUGUCAGGGAAGCUGACAGGCACCCCAAGAAGUGGUUGGACAUGGGGCAGAUAUAUGUGUAAUAUUACAGAAAAAUAAAUGAAAAAGCUUAUGAAUAUACAAAAAACAUCUAAGAUUAAAUUGGAAAUGCUCACUCCAAUGCACAACCUGCAAAACAAUAAGCCCCUAUAAGACUGCGAGAUGUAUACAUUAAAAAUAUCCCCAUGUCCUGUAGGACAAUAUGGGUCAUGUCCUUAAUCAUUAACUGCUCAUUAUUUUAGUAUUUGCAAUAUGUUAUGCAAUACAUAUGUAACGCUACUCUCCAAAGCACUUUCAGCCUGUUCUUAUCGAUUUCAUGUUGGAUUGUUGCCCUGUACCUGGUCAUGUAUAAAUAGAGAAGGACAUAGUACAGACAGAGCUGGGAUCACUUAAGAAUGGCUCUGAACAUUGCAGGAACACUUCUCCUGGCCACCGGGGUCACUCUACUAAUAUAUCUCAUGAAAUGGUGGGGAAGGGUCAAACACAAUAAGCUACCCCCAGGACCUACACCUCUACCCGGCCUGGGGAAUAUACUGCAGAUCAGCACCACGGAACUACCGCAGUCUUUAGUUAAGCUAAGUGAGAGAUAUGGACCUGUCUAUACCCUCUAUAUAGCAAACCUUCGGACGAUAAUACUGAUCGGGUACGAUGCAGUGAAGGAAGCCUUGGUGGACCGCAGUGAUGCGUUUAGUGAUAGGGGAGACACAGGAGCAGGAGAGUUUUUUAAUAAGGAUUUCGGUGUCCUUGCAAGCAGUGGAGAAAGAUGGAAAAUUCUUCGUAGAUUUUCUCUGACAACUUUGAGAAAUUUUGGAAUGGGAAAGAGGAGUAUUGAAGAACGAAUCCAAGAAGAAGCCCAAUGUUUCACAGAGAAAUUGAUGAAGGACAAAAAUGCUCCGAUUAACCCAGCAUAUAUAUUACGACGUGCUGUUUCCAAUGUUAUUUGCUCCGUUGUGUUUGGAGAAAGAUUUGACUAUGAAGAUCAAAACUUCUUGACUCUCUUGUCAAACAUUCAAAAACUUCUUCAGAUGUUCAACUCCCGUUCAGGGCAGCUCCUUAACAUUUUCCCAAAAAUAAUGCCCUACCUUCCCGGCCCACACCAAAGGAUCUUUAAAAUUACUGACAACCUCAAACAAUUUAUUAAAGAGAUGGUGAAGAAGCACAAAGUGACCCUGGAUGAGAAUUGCCCUCGCGACUACAUAGAUUGCUUCCUGAUCAAGAUGGAAGAGGAAAAAAAGAAUCCGGACACAGAAUUUCAUGAAGAAAACCUGGAGGGAGCAAUAUUAGACUUAUUCUUUGCUGGAACAGAGACUACAAGUUUGACAUUGACAUACGGUUUUCUUAUACUCCUGAAAUUUCCAGAAAUACAAGAGAAGAUCCACAAAGAGAUUGAUAAUGUAGUAGGUAAAGAUCGCUGUCCAUCAAUAGAAGACAAGACAAAAAUGCCCUAUACAGAAGCUGUAAUUCAUGAGAUCCAGAGGUUUGCUGAUAUUGUCCCUUCAGGACUACCCCAUGCUGUCAGCAAGGACACAACCUUCAGAGGAUAUCACAUUCCAAAGGGAACUAUGGUGUUUCCAGUCCUGACUUCUGUCCUGAAAGACCCCAAACAAUUCAAGAACCCAGAUGAGUUUGAUCCUGGACACUUUCUUAAUGAAAAAGGUUCCUUUAAGAAAAGUGAUGCAUUUAUGCCAUUCUCUGCAGGUAAACGUAUGUGUAUGGGAGAAGGCCUGGCCCGCAUGGAGCUCUUCCUCUUUCUAACCACUAUACUGCAAAGGUUUACAUUGGAGCCCACCAUAGACAGAAAGAAUCUGAGAAUAGAACCGGAGGCCAACACUAAUGCUUCAAGACCUCAAUCCUACCAGAUGAAUGUUGUCCCUCGUUCCUGAGUUAAGGACAAAGUUCCUACAUGAAAGGGGUACUCCGGCACUAAGACAUCUUAUCCCCUAUCCAAAGGAUAGGGGAUAAGAUGCCUGAUCGUGGGGGUUCCACCGCUGGGGACCCCUGUGAUCUUUCACGCAGCACCCUUUUACAAUCAGUCCCCGGAGCAUGUUCGCUCCGGGUCUGA